Molecule: messenger RNA, 453 nt
Organism: Camarhynchus parvulus
Lineage: Eukaryota; Metazoa; Chordata; Aves; Passeriformes; Thraupidae
Product: basic proline-rich protein-like
Exons: 1
Coding region: 1-453 (150 amino acids)
Source: RefSeq, a predicted model, not a curated record
AUGGCCGCCCCCGGCCCGGCCCGUUCCGCCCCACCUGCGCCGGGCCCCGCGGACCGGGCGGGGCAGCCCGCCGGGGCGGGCACGGGCUCCCCGCCGGCCGCCCCGCCGCCCCCACCUGCGCCCCGGCCCUCCCGCCUUUGUGCCCGCGGCCUCCCGCCGCCCCCGGCCGCCGCCCGCUGUCAGCCGCCGCCCGGCCGAGCCCCCGGCCCGCCCGCCCCGUACCGUGCGGCUCCGCCAUCCUCCCGCGGCGCGCUCGGCACCCGCUCCGCGCCCGGCCCUGCCCUGCCGGCCACCGUCUGUGCGCACCGAGCCGUCACGGGACCGCCCGCCCACGGCCCUCCCGCGGCUCUCGGGGCGGGCCCGCCGAGCGCGGACACCGAGCGCUUCCAGGUUACGGCGGAAGCGCCGCGUUGCCCGUGGCGACGGUGGGAGCGGGGCCGUGAGGGGCCGUGA